AUUCCUAUUGUCGUCAUGAUAUUCAUUGUGAUUUCCUACCUUCUUCUAUUUUUAUUCUCUUAUUUUGCGCUCGUCUGGCUCAAUUAUUGGAUGACGUCAAUGCAUACUUCUGUUAACGGAUGCAAGUUUUGUGACAUUGUCAAAAAUAAAAAAGAAUUGCAAUUGAAGGAGAAUAAAAGUUGCGUAGUAAUCAACGACAUAAAGCCGAAGGCAAAAAAUCAUUACCUUGUGCUCAGCAAACAACACAUAGCGAAGCCAACGGAUCUCACUGUUGCUGAUGUUCCAUUAUUGGAAGAAAUGGAAAAAACCGGACGCGAAUUGCUCCGCGAGCAUUUGAAAAAGAAAGGCGAAGCAGACACAGUUGAGGAUAUGCUUCGAAUCGGAUUUCAUCUGCCACCUCUUCUCUCUGUUCAUCAUCUUCAUAUGCACAUUAUCUAUCCUAUCAGUGAUAUGGGUCUGAUCUCCAGAAAGCUGACAUUCCGCCCUGGAAAAGUGUUCAAACCAGCUCGUGAGCUAAUCGAUCAGCUGAAAGAAGACGCUGGUGUACCGGAUCCAUUGGAGGGAAAUCCAGCUAAGGAUGACGUUCACGAGAAAAUUCCAGCUCAAGUCAUUUCUUAAUAAUUUCCUGCCUGAUUUCUCACCAAUUUUGCUUUUGUUUUCCGGGUUCUGCGCACCUUUCCAGUUUUCGUACAUGUACACAAUGUUUAUUUACACCCGAGAGCUUCCCUAUUCUGUCCCACUCACACGCCUACUUUUUGCAUAAGAGAUAAUAAUUUUUUUGAAAUUUUAUAUUAAAAGAACAUGAACGUUUAAAAAAUUA
Molecule: messenger RNA, 820 nt
Organism: Caenorhabditis elegans
Lineage: Eukaryota; Metazoa; Nematoda; Chromadorea; Rhabditida; Rhabditidae
Gene: hint-3
Product: Adenosine 5'-monophosphoramidase HINT3
Exons: 5
Coding region: 16-618 (200 amino acids)
Molecular function (GO): catalytic activity
Source: RefSeq, marked reviewed